AUCGAGCCUGAGGCGUCGGCAACGGUGCCAUUAGCUAUUGCACCUUGGCUUCUUCGCGGAAGCGAAAGCAGCGCCGACUGCCGGUUAUACAUGAUCGUGGAUAAAAGGCGACCUCCCUGUUCCCCCAGAAUUUCAAAUUCUUGAUUGCUUUUUCGGAGACUCAUGACCUGUGCCCAGUGAUCGUUUGCAAUCCAGUGUUUCAGGAGAACUCUUUGUUUUUCUGAGAACAGGAUCUCCACAUCUCUGAUCUUCCAGAGACAAGAGGGUAUCAUAAAAUGGUUGCCCUGAAAGCCUUAGCCUUCGGGCUUUUCCUCUCUCGGGUGCUUGCUGUGCCAACACCUGUGGAAAGCAGUACCUCGCCCUCAGAUACUCCGCCUACUGCGUCUCCCUCCACCCCAGAGGCCCAGGCCCAACUCGAACAGCUGUCGUCUAUCGCGUACAAUGUGAGCAAGUCGAAUCUUGAAACUGGCUCGCAGACGAAACGCAGCGGGGGCUGCAGCUUGUCAAAUCUCAGAGUGCGUCGUGAAUGGUCCACAUUUACGGCAAGGCAGAGGAAGAGUUAUAUCGAUGCUGUCCUUUGUCUGCAGAGCUUGCCCGCCAGGACGCCAUCCAGCAUUGCCGCGGGAGCAAAGACUCGCUAUGACGAUUUCGUCGCUGUCCAUAUCCAGCAGACCUUGACCAUCCACUAUACCGGCACAUUCCUUGCGUGGCACAGGUAUUUCACCUGGCAAUACGAGCAGGCUCUUCGCAAUGAGUGCUCCUACACUGGCGCCUUCCCGUACUGGGAUUGGCCGCUUUCAGCAGUAAUUGGCCUGGAAAACCAUCCCCUUUUCGACGGCAGCGACACGUCCAUGUCUGGUAAUGGGGAGCCGAUCCCCAACAAGGGUGAUAUUUUUCUUCAUCUCGGAGAUCUACCCUCAAUCCGGCUGCCUUCGGGCACUGGUGGCGGAUGUGUCACUAGCGGUCCAUUCAAGAACUUCAAAGUGAACCUUGGCCCCGCUGCGCUCGUCCUCCCAGGCGACAGAACCGAAGCGGUUGCUAACCCACUGGACUACAACCCCCGCUGCUUGAAACGUGACCUCACAGAUGCCAUAGUUCGAAAGUUUGCCAACGCUACCGCUGUUGUGGAUUUGAUCCUCCGCAGGAAAACUAUUGAAAGUUUCCAGAUGAACAUGCAAGGUAUUCCUGGGAGCGGUUCCAUCGGUGUUCAUGGCGGCGGUCACUACGCCAUGGGUGGCGAUCCGGGCCGCGAUGUCUUUGUCUCACCCGGUGAUCCAGCCUUUUUCUUUCACCAUGCGAUGAUAGAUCGCGUGUGGUGGAUCUGGCAGAAUUUGGAUCUGAAGAAUCGUCAGAAUGCGAUCCACGGGACAGGCACAUUCUUGAACGAUCCCCCGUCCCCUGACACGACACUCGACACGAUGGUUGAUCUGGGGUAUGCGGGUGGCCCGAUGCUUCCAAUGCGCGACCUGAUGAGUACGAUAAAUGGGCCCUUCUGCUAUGUGUAUUUGUAAGAAUACGACAGAAUUGGAACAGGAGAGCACUUACAUGGAUGCAUAUUGUGCAUGGAAGAUAUAAUCCGUUUUGUAAAUAGUAUGCAGGAAUAAUAUGAAGAACAACACACAUACCUUAUCUGAGAAGGUGAUAAUAUGAUAUGACGCCGCUAACGGCUCGAAAA
Molecule: messenger RNA, 1675 nt
Organism: Coccidioides immitis RS
Lineage: Eukaryota; Fungi; Ascomycota; Eurotiomycetes; Onygenales; Onygenaceae
Product: tyrosinase
Exons: 4
Coding region: 276-1511 (411 amino acids)
Molecular function (GO): oxidoreductase activity
Source: RefSeq, a predicted model, not a curated record